Molecule: messenger RNA, 1799 nt
Organism: Glycine soja
Lineage: Eukaryota; Viridiplantae; Streptophyta; Magnoliopsida; Fabales; Fabaceae
Product: polyadenylate-binding protein-interacting protein 12-like
Exons: 11
Coding region: 366-1475 (369 amino acids)
Molecular function (GO): RNA binding
Source: RefSeq, a predicted model, not a curated record
CAUCACCAUCAAGACAAUAACAUCAUCAAUUUGGGACGUUCUUCUUCUUCUCAGCUGCAAGGUCCAAAAAGUCAGUGUAGUGAAAACAGACGAUCCGAAGAAUAUUACCCUCUUUCAUCUCUCUCUAUAACAUUAUUCAUAAGUAAGAUAAAAACCUUUCUCUCUGUCAAACACACCAAUUUCUCUCUCUCUCUCUCUCUUUUUCCUUUCUGGGGUUUUAAGGUUGUUUGCUUUUGUAUCUCAAUCUCCAGGUUCAGUUUGAUCUUAUGUCAAUGAAGGAUUUUUAGACAAAACCCAGAUUCACAGGAAAAACCCUUAAAGCGGAGAAUAAAAGGCAACGACUUUUCAUCUCUACGCAAGUGAUUAUGGCGGUUGUUGAGAAUGUUGGGGCCAAAAUCGGUUCUUCGAGCCAGAGUUUGGAGAACGGUGUAGUGUCAGCGGAUUCGGGUGAGGUUGAGAAAUCGAAAACCAGAGGCGAUCAGGAUAUGAACAACGGCGUUUUCAACCAUCAACAGCACCAAGAGACAGUUCCCGGUACCAUGCCAGUUCCUAACGGCAAUUUCAGCUACAAGCACGCUAAUGGGGUGAACAAUGAUGGGUAUGGGAUGAAUGGGGUCAUGAGUGAAGAGAAUGGGGGUGAGAGUUUCAAGCGUGAUAUGAGGGAUUUGGAAGAGCUUUUGUCAAAAUUGAAUCCCAUGGCUGAGGAAUUUGUGCCUCCAUCACUAGCCAAUACGCAUGGCCUUUUAGCUGGACCUAAUGCUGGGUUUGGUUACACUAACAAUUUUAUACUGCCUAAUAACUAUGGAAAUACUAAUGGCCAAACUAACAACAGAAGGAGGAAGAAUGGCUAUAAUCCCGGGAAGCGAAGAAUGAAUCAUAAAAUGGAUAUGGAGAAAAGGGAGGAGAUGAUUCGGAGGACCGUUUAUGUGUCUGACAUUGAUCAACUGGUUACUGAAGAGCAGCUGGCAGCUCUCUUUCUCAACUGCGGCCAGGUUGUUGAUUGCCGUGUAUGUGGAGAUCCUAACUCUAUUCUUCGAUUUGCCUUCAUUGAGUUCACAGAUGAUGAAGGUGCAAGGGCUGCUUUGAGCCUGUCUGGUACCAUGCUUGGAUAUUACCCACUGAGAGUGCUACCUUCAAAAACUGCCAUUGCACCAGUCAAUCCAACAUUUUUGCCCAGGUCUGAAGAUGAAAGGGAGAUGUGCUCAAGAACAAUUUAUUGCACAAAUAUCGACAAGAAGCUUACUCAAGCAGAUGUCAAACACUUCUUUGAAUCUAUUUGCGGAGAGGUUCAUCGCUUGAGGCUUCUUGGGGAUUACCAUCAUUCAACUCGAAUUGCAUUUGUUGAGUUUGCACUGGCUGAGAGUGCAAUUGCAGCUCUGAGCUGUAGCGGUGUGAUCUUGGGUUCACUGCCUAUAAGGGUUAGUCCAUCAAAGACACCAGUGCGCCCUCGUGCUCCUCGUCCCCCCAUGCACUGAACCAUCCUUUCACAUGUUUCUGGGGAUGCUGCUUCUUGGAGAUAUAUCUACAUAUAUACAUACAUAGAAACAGAUAUAUUCUAAGGGUACCUAUGGCGUUUUGUUGAUACUUUUGUCCAUGAGACUUGCAGUAUGGUAUCUCUUUGUUUCCUGUUGGGGUCAUGAGUUAUGUGUUUAGCUUGUAGAGUUGGAUGGCGUUUUGAGGAUCUCCAAGGCUUAAUUUAUGAUGGCUUGAUCUUGCAGGAGAAAAUUUUUAGUUGGAUUUUUUUCUAGCAUCUUGAAUUUACUUAAAAGGAACACGUUACAAAGUCUUCGUUUUAGUCA